AUGCCGACUCCUGUGACUCUUCACAUCUACCAUGUUUCCACCAAUUCCACGGUGGGCACUGUGAAUGAGUACCUGGAGGCCAUUGGCACAGGGGCCUUCCACGCAGGAGUGGAGGUGAAUGGUGUGGAAUGGAGCUACGGCUAUGCGCCUGACCGAACGGGUGUGUUUUCGAACCCGCCGAAAGGAUGCAAGGCUCACGUGUACAAGGAUUCCUUGGACAUGGGUGAAACAUCCAAGACCGAAAAGGAGAUUGAUGAGAUCCUCGAGCAGCUGAAGGAAGAUUGGCCCGGCUUCGAGUACGAUCUCUUGCGACGCAAUUGCUGCCUCUUCAGCAAGGAAUUCGUUGAGCAGCUUGGCACUGGCCCUGUGCCCGGUUGGGUUACCAACCUGGCUGCGGCGGGUGCGACACUCCACGAUGGCAUCCUGAAAGGCAAGGAGAUCGCCGACAAAGCGGCUGUUAUGGCCAGAGCCAAGGCUGGAGAGAUCGAUGCGAAGUACAACAUCAGCGGGAAGGUCACGGCCGGUGCAAAGGAAGUGAUGCUGGCGGCCGGACGAUUUGACGAAGAGUACAAAGUUCGAGAGAAGGCUUUCGCAGCUGCAGUUGCAGUGAAGGCCAAAGCCGGAGAGCUCCACCAGGCAGCGAAGGACAAGGCUGCCGAGAUCCACAAGGACGCGGACGCCGACGGCGAUGGUGUGGUCAGUGCAGAGGAGAUGAAAGCUUACUUGAAAGAACAGCUCCGGGCAUCCCACGAAAAGGCCUUGAAGGCAGCAAAGGACCUGCACUCCAGUGUGGACAAGGACGGAGAUGGCAAGAUCACCUUCGAAGAAGCGAAAAGCUUCGCUACUGAGAAGGCUGGACACUGCGGCUGCGAGGCGGCGUGCACAGUGCAGUGA
Molecule: messenger RNA, 894 nt
Organism: Symbiodinium sp. CCMP2592
Lineage: Eukaryota; Dinophyceae; Suessiales; Symbiodiniaceae
Source: the annotation of a GenBank genome assembly